Molecule: messenger RNA, 840 nt
Organism: Salvelinus fontinalis (brook trout)
Lineage: Eukaryota; Metazoa; Chordata; Actinopteri; Salmoniformes; Salmonidae
Product: hemagglutinin/amebocyte aggregation factor-like
Exons: 6
Coding region: 252-779 (175 amino acids)
Source: RefSeq, a predicted model, not a curated record
UAGGCAAGUUCGUUAAGAAAAAAAUCGUAUUUACAAUGACGGUUUACCAAAAGACAAAAGGCCUACUGCGGGGACGGGGGCUGGGAUUAAAAAUAAAAAGAUGGGACAAAACACACAUCACGACCAGAGAGACAACACGACACUACAUAAUGAGACCGAAUACAACAUAGCAUGGCAGCAGCACAUGGUACAAACAUUAUCGAGCAAGGGCAAGAAGGUAGAGACUGUCAAUCACACUCCUCAGAGAAGCCAUGAACGGACCCAAUUUCUAUAUUCUGCUUCUUGCUGGAGUCUUAGUCAACGGGCGAGAACUCGGAUGGGAAAACCGAUAUGACCAGCCCUUACAUUUUAACUGCCCUUCAAGAAAAUCCAUCUCCCACAUUAAUAGUCAGCAUGUCAACUACUAUGAAGACCGUGUGUGGGACUUUGAGUGCAAAGACACAUUUGUCUCAGAGCCUGAGUGCCACUGGUCUCCUUAUGUAAAUGACUUUGAUCAAGAGUUCAGCUUCAAAUGCCCCAAUAACUAUGUCCUCACUGGGGUGAACAGCUAUCAUUCCAACUACCAUGAGGACAGAAGGUGGAAGUUCUACUGCUGUCGAGUCAACAGCUACUGUAACCAGAACUGUCAGUGGACCUCCUACGUCAACUACUUUGAUGAGGUCAUCUCUUGGCAAGUCCCAGGCCUGAACUACCUAGUUGGGGCCGGAAGCUACCAUUCAAAUUAUUAUGAAGACCGUCGUUGGAGAUACCAGUACUGCACACGGAAGUCAAACUGCUGAUAUUACAGCUGAUUAUUGCAUUCUUGACCCAAAUGAUGAGUAAAGAUUGCCUACUACCUUC